AUGGAGACCCUUCUGGCGAAGGCGCUGGAGUCGAAACUCAAGUACUACCUGCGCUCGUACACGCGCGACCAGUUCCGCCUGCAGGGCCGCACCGUGGAGCUCUCCAACCUCGGUAAGCCGCGGCGCCCGGCAGCAGCGCGCAGCUGUACGUCGCAGAGGCGCAUUGGGCGAGCAGUGAGUUCCACAUCCCUUGCAUCCCCCUUGCUAACGUCUGCUCCGUGCGCCCGUGUGUGCGUGGAACGGCAGCUGCCAGCGCUGUCGCUGGUGAACAAGGAGCCCACCGUGGUCGCCAUCUCCACACUCGACCUCGUGCUGCGCGAGACUGCUCCCCACGAGGCCCCCCUCUCCUCCCCGGGGUCUGUGCCCCUCUGCCUUGCCCCCACUGCACUCGCACCGCUCCCCCUCUCUUCCUCCCUCGCUUCCAAUACGCCUGCCGUUCCUGUGCUGUUCCGUUGCCCGACAUGUUCCUCACUGCCUUGUGCACCAGCACUCAGCACUGGUGCAUGUGCCACCAUCGUUGCCACUGCACUGGCAACGAAGAGCACAUCCUACGGCUUCGCGGACAAGAUAGCGGACGGCAUGACGUUGGAGGUGGGCGUGGUGAACCUCAUGAUUGAGACGCGCGGUGGCAGAGAUGUGUCGGGCCACGAUGCCGCCACCUGGAUACCCCCCAUUGCCAGCAUCACCAUUCGAGGCCUGCGCCUCUGCACCACCAACGAGCGCUGGCAGGUGGUGAACCUGGCGGACACGCGCACCUUCUUCGCCUCCCUCAAGUGCAUCUACAUCUUCCGCCUGUUGGAGUGGGAGUCGCUGUCAAUAGACCUCAUACCGCACCCGGACAUGUUCCACGCGUCGCUCGAGGUCAACUCCAGCAAGGAGGGGCAGGAGCGUGACGGCGACGGGGCCAAGCGGGCCUUCUUUGGAGGGGAGCGAUUCGUGGACGACAUCCGAGGCCGGGCUUACGUGACGAUGCAUCGCACGGAGAUGAACAACCCGUUGGGACUGGAGGUGGACAUGCAGCUGUCAGAGGCCAACGUGCCCGCGCUCACUGAACCAGGGCUGCGAGCGCUGAUGCGGUUCAUGACGGGCAUGUACGCGUGCCUGCUGCGAUCCGACCUCACCGACAUGAGCCAAGUCGGUCCCGAGACAGCAGGGCGAGUGCUCAUCUCGCUCACCCUGGAACGCCUCUUCAUCCGCAUCCAGGAGGAAGACUACCAGCUGGAGCUCGUACUGCAGUCACUCAAAUACGUGCAGGGCAGUGCAUCGGAGCCUGACGGUGCCACGGUGGCCAACAUGGUGCGCCUCUACCUGGGCCAGCUCUUUCUCAAGGACACGUAUUCGGACCCGCCAGUGGCGCUGCUGCAGCCGGUGCAGGAGCACGCGAGCAGCGACGUGGAGCGCGUGCCAUCGUUCGCCAGCGAGCACGUGUGGCCGCGCAUCUACCCCGUCGAGACCGACGACGACUGCCUGCCCCCGCCCUCCAUGUUCCGCCUCUUCUCCGCCUUCUCCCUCCCCCCCGCCCCGCCCCCCGCCGUCGCCUCUCAGCUCGUCAUUCGCUGCGACCCGCUGCAGAUCAGUCUACAGGAGGAGUCGUGUUUCCGCAUAGCAUCGCUGGUGGCGGAUGGGUUGAUGGUACAGCAGGCGGACAGCACCCCGCCCGUGCCCGCGCUGCGCUACCUGCUCUUCAUGCUCGACGGGCUGCACCUCUCCCUCUCCGUGCCCCCCGCCGCCUUCGCCCCGCCCUCUCCCUCCGACGCUGCCGCCUCCGCCAACCCUGACUCGCCCUCCCAGGCAGGGGAAGGGGGAGCAGGGGCGGCAGGGGGAGCGGGGGAGGAGGCGCGGUUCACGGGGGCGCGCGUGCAGGUGGGGGGGUUCAGCGCCAUGCUGGACUCGUUCAUGCCCUUUGACCUGCUCGACGUCGAGCGAGACGCCGCGUGCUUUGCACUGUGGCCGGGGCAGCCCGUGGAUGCGGGGCAGAUGCGCCUCGCCGUGUGGGCCGACCUGCUCUCUGUCUCCCUGGACGUGGGGGACGGCCAGGGGGGUGACGACGCGGGUGCAGGGUGGGGGAGAGGGAGCGCCCGAGGGGGCGGUGGAGGGGAUGAUGACGAUGCAUGGGCGUCAUCCCCGGUGUCAUUUGAGGGGCAGUCGCGCCUGGCAGCGGCGGCAUCACAGCAGCUGCAGUGCGUGUGCAUCAAGGACCCGCGCCUCGAGAUGGCCAUGCUCUCGCACGACGGCAAGCCCAUCGCGCGCAUGCCUCCCCCGGGCGGCACGUUUCGGCUGGGCGUGGCGAGCCAGGAGGUGACGUGCAACACGUCGCGGCUGCAGCUGCUGUUUGUGCUGCGCAUGGCGGACUACCUCACGCGGGUGAGCCGCGCACUCGUGAAGGUGGGCAAGGGCAAUCAGCGCGUCAUUGACCCCUCCAAGGGCCUCUCCGCUCUCGUUGACGCCGCCUCCGCCACCACCCCAACUGCCACUGCAUCGCAACCUGCCAAGAACAGCAGCAGCAGCGGCGGUGGCAGUGGUGCAGGGGGCGGGACGGUGUCAGCGCUGUCGGAGCUGGCAGCGCUGGCCCCGGGUGACAGUGCGGUGUCGCUGGCAGUGGACGCUCUCAACCUGCGCAUGCUGGAGUCGGGGCACACGGGCGAUGGCAGCACGGGUGACGAGGGCGCGGUGCUGUCGCAGCUGGUGGGGCGCGGCAUGAGCAUGAAGGUCACUCACCAGUCGCUGGGCGGCGCUGCUGCCACGUCGUCCACCAUCACGUGGCAGAGCAUUCGCGUGGAGUGCGUGGAGACGGAAGAGACUGCAGAGGGAGCAGCAGCAGCAGCUGCAUCAGGGCCGCAAUCACCCGGCAGCAGUGCUGGCCCCCCGCGCUUGCGGGCAGUGCUGUGGUCGGGCGACGGGGACAGUGACAUGGACGCCCUGGCGCGCACCGGCACCAUGAGCGCACCCGACCCCUCCUCUGCCGCAGGCUUCGCCCUCACCCGCUCACCCUCUGCUUCCGCCUCUGCGCUGCCGUUCCUGCACCUGUCGGUGCUGCACGUGCUGCCAUACGACAGCAGCGAUGCCUCCUCGCACUCGCUCACGGUGGAGGCCAAGGUGGGCGGGGUGCGGCUGAGCGGUGGGUGGAGCUACAACGAGGCGCUGCUAAGGCGCUUUGGUGUGCUGGACGGCACCACGGGGGGGCCGGGGGCGCACAUCGUGCACCUGCUGGACGUGCUCGAGCACAGCGAGGCACUGCGCUUCCUCCUCGCCUCCAGCACCGACGAGCCAGCUCCUGCAGCGGACUCAGCAGCAGCAGCGGCGGCGUGGGAGGUGGCGCUACCGCAGGAGAUGGACGUGGACGUGCAGCUGCUGGACUGGCUCUUCGCCCUCGAGGGCGCUCACAAGGCCUUUGUGGCUCUGCCCUCCACCACAGCGCACGCCGUGCAGCGCCGCGAGGACCUCUCAUGGCACUCCACGUUCCGCAUGUUCCGCGUGUCCGCACACAGCAACCCCUUGAACGAUGCGCACCGCCGCACCGGCACCACGCACCGCCCCCCGCCUGCUCCCGGCAGCAGCCCCGUGGCCAACAUCCUGAUCCGAGUGGAGGGCAUUCAGGCGUUCAAGCCGCGCAUAUUCGACGCCUCGGAAGCGUCAGCGUGUUCGCCGUCAGUGCGCCCGUCUGCUGUGUCCGUGUCCGCCUCCGACUCCUCCCUCGAGCUCUCCACACACCCCGCCUCGCCCUCCUCGCGCCCCAUCUCUCGCUCCGCCUCAGACGCACCCCUGCCGCACCACACGUCCCUUGGAGCACCUGCAGCAGCAGGUGCAGCAGCAGCAGCGGCGGGGGGCCCUCUAGGGUCGUCGGCGCGCAGUGGGCUGGAUCUGGAGCUGCGCCUCGCCUCCAUGCCCGCUGCACCCGACACCGCAUCUGCCAGCGCACCGGGUGCUGCCAGCAGCGGGGCGGCGGGGGCGGGCAGUGAGGCGGGGGAGGCGUGGGUGGUGAGGAGCGUGCAGAUGGCCGUGCAGGAACCGGUGACGGUGGAGGCGACCAAGGAGGACCUGCAGCACCUGCUGGGCGUGUGCAAGAUGGAGCUCAGUGCCGCCAGCCGCAUUGCCGUGGGCGGCCUCAUGCUGCUCAGGGAGCGCGGCAGCAGCAUUGUCACACAGGCCACCAUCGACCAGCUCGUCCACUUUGGCAAGCGGCUGGUGAGUGGAGACGAGUCGCUGGCGUCGCUGGCACAGGCGGUCCAGGAGGCAGCCACGGACAACCUGGCAGCAGAUGCCGCCGCACACGUGGCAGCGCGCGAGCAGCAAGUGCUGCAGGCCACCUCCCGCAUGCACUCCCUGGCCGCCCAGCUCAAGGCACAGCUGGAUGCGGCAGAAAGGGAUGGGGAGGAGCUGAGAGGCAUGCGAGGGGAUGUUGAGUCCUUGUUGGCGGAGAUAGAGACUGUCAAGAAGAUGUUGGCACAGGCAGGUGGAAAGGGUAGUUAG
This is a messenger RNA of Closterium sp. Naga37s-1, 4470 nucleotides long. NCBI's taxonomy places the organism in Eukaryota, Viridiplantae, Streptophyta, Zygnematophyceae, Desmidiales, Closteriaceae. The record is from the annotation of a GenBank genome assembly.